This is a messenger RNA of Paramecium tetraurelia, 687 nucleotides long. RefSeq lists its product as uncharacterized. The transcript has 2 exons. The record is from RefSeq and is a predicted model, not a curated record. Lineage: Eukaryota; Ciliophora; Oligohymenophorea; Peniculida; Parameciidae.
AUGGAAUAUUAAGAAAUAUUGGAUGGUUUUCAAUUAAUAUGCAAUGAAUUAUAGGGUUCUUAGAAUUACAAAAUUGUAAUGGAAUUGUAUAACAGGUCAGCUAAUUUGUAAGAGCUAUUUGAACAUGGGUUGAUAAUAGAGGGUACACAAUAUGAUUUUGAUUUGAUUGAACACAUAGAUAAUACGAAAUUAGCAUUAGACAAAUUUGUUUAGAAUAUUUUGGAUUCAGAUGCUGUGGUUUAAGGACAUAGAAAAAUAACAAGUGCUUUUGCUUCUCUAAAAAAACGAUUGGUUUAGCAGGAAGAGUAAUAAAAAGUGGUAAUGACAAAUUCUCAGGUUAUUGCGCCUAAUCCCAUUUAAUAAUAAACACGCAAUAAAGCUAAAUUAUUUGACACGUAGCCAAAUAGUGAAAAUCUAGAUAGUGAAUUGCAAGAGGAGAUCUUUAACAUUACAAAGAGAAUGAAAGGAAUGGCUGUAGGUCUUUCAGAAUAAUUGAAAUUUGAUAACAAAGUCAUUGAUAAAAUAUUGCAUAAACAAAAUGCAAAUUAGACCAAGUUGAAAUUUGAAGAAAGCAAACUAACCAAUCUUAUGAAAUCCAAAAGUUUAAGUUGCUCCUCACUAUUUUUAAUGCUUACUACAUCCAUAUUUUUGUUCAUCUUUGCCGUCAUCUUCAUUAGAAUUUCAUGA